CGCAGACAACAGCCAGAACGUAGGCCAAACGCGGCGGCUAAAUUUUUGACUUGUUUGGUUUCUCCGAUACAUUACGCGCCCGCAUAUUCCAUUAGCAGACGCAAUAAAAUUUUUGUCAAAUUUUCCUUAAAUAAUUCGUAUAAUAAAUUAAGAUUGCAAGUCCACCCCAACUGACUGAGAACCUUUCCAACAACAGUGUUUAAAAAAAAAGUCACAGACAGUGAGACAAAAUCGAUAAUUUAUUUAGUGCUAGUUUUGUGUGAAUAAAUCAAACGCCAUGCAAAUAAAAAGCCAAAGCAACAACAAUACAAAAACAAUGCUAUUGAUUUAUUUUUUGCUGGCUAUUUCAGCUGGCCAAAUACGAACAGCCGCUGGCAGUCGCAUUCUCGGUAUAUUUGGCCACUUUGGCUACAGUCACUUCAAAGUAUUUUACCCACUUUUGCGUACAUUGGCUGAGCACGGGCAUCACGUUACUGUGGUGACCCAUAUCAAAGCGCCGAACGACACUAAGCCUGCCAACUAUGAGGAGCUGUUAUUGGUGGGCCAUCAAACAACAAAUAUGGUUACUUUGGAUCUAAUACUACCACGGCGUCCGCUACAUUAUCUCCUCUUAGAGGCAGAAGUAUUGCAUAGCGAGGGACAGAAGUCCUGUGAACUCUUAUAUGAGAGCGGCCAUGUAGAUACGAUUUUGAAACUUCACGAGCAACAGCCAUUCGAUUUGGUCAUCACCGAGUACUUCAACACAGAUUGCCAGUUGGGUAUUCCAUACUUACUGCAAGUUCCGGUCGUGGGCUUAAGUAGCUGUAUAUUAAUGCCUUACUACUACGAUCGCAUUGCAUUGCCUGAUUUUCCUUCCUAUGUGCAAUCUGAAUUUGUCGGCUUCCCGGAAGUACUUAACUGGCAUCAACGACUGCUGAAUUUUGUGCAAAUGAAGGUGAUCAAGAAUCUUUAUCGUUAUCGCACAAAUUAUUACGAUCGCAAAUUGAUCAAUAAAUAUCUGAAGGUAGAUUUCGAUGUUGAUGACUUUGCACGUCGCAGCACCAGCCUUAUCUUGGUCAAUCAACAUUACACACUCACUGGCAAUAAACCGUUGACGCCGCAACUAAUUGAAAUGGGUGGCAUACACAUCGAAGAGAAGUUGGCAAAUACCACUUUACCUGUGAAUAUUGAGAAAUUCCUAAAAAAUGCACCACCCGAAGGAGUGCUCUUCUUUAGCUGGGGCUCCAUGGUGCGCUCUUCCAGCAUGCCCGCCGAGAAAGUGCAAACAAUAGUAAAAGCACUCGAACAACAGCCAUUCAAUGUGAUUUGGAAGUGGGAGACCGAUGAAGUGCCAAGCAAAAGCAAAAAAUUCCUAUUUGUCAAGUGGGCGCCUCAAUUGAGUUUGAUAUGCCAUCCGAAGGUGAAACUAUUCUGGGGACAUGGCGGCCUUCUCGGCACUACGGAGAAUAUCUACUGUGGAACACCGCUAAUCAUAACACCGCUCUAUGGCGAUCAAAGCUCAAAUGCGCAUGCGGCGGAGAAUCGUGGUGUAGCCACUAUUCUGCUUUACGACGAUAUCAAUGAGAAGAAUUUGUUAGCGACGCUAAAGGAGAUACGGCGUAAGAGCUAUGCCGAGCAUGCCGCAGCGUUGUCGCAUAUUUUCCGCAAUCAAGACAAGAAACCACUGGAGAGAGCUGUGUGGUGGGUGGAGCAUUUGUUGCAGGAACAAGGCAAAACGGCACAAAAGCUGCUGCAAACAAAGGCGACAAAAUUAAAUUGGUUCGUUUAUUAUUCGCUGGACAGCGUGUGCCUUUUGCUAGCCGGUCUCGGGGUGUUGAUAUUCAUUGGUCGUGCGGUUUUGCGAGUAUUGUGCGCGAAAAAAAGCAAUCAAAGUACCAAAGUGAAAACCCACUAAAAUAAGAAAUGGCUGCAUACGCACUUGCUUGCUUUGUAUUCAUACUUGUACAAUAUUUUUGUAUAUCUGAUUUGUAAAUAACUCAUCCUCAAUGCACGUGUGAAUACUUGAAGUAAACUGUGCGUAUAUUUGAAUCCAUCAACAGGAACGAAAUGCCUUAUCAGCCAUAUUUAUUGACAAUAUUUAUUAAUGCACCCUUUGUAGAGAUUUCAAAAUAAAUAUAUAUAUUUGUAUAUAUUUCAAAAA
Anastrepha obliqua is the source of this 2140-nucleotide messenger RNA. RefSeq names its product UDP-glycosyltransferase UGT5 (gene Ugt36A1). NCBI's taxonomy places the organism in Eukaryota, Metazoa, Arthropoda, Insecta, Diptera, Tephritidae. Gene Ontology annotation, molecular function: UDP-glycosyltransferase activity. The transcript has 4 exons. The coding region runs from base 278 to 1894 and encodes 538 amino acids. The record is from RefSeq and is a predicted model, not a curated record.